Molecule: messenger RNA, 612 nt
Organism: Phaethon lepturus (White-tailed tropicbird)
Lineage: Eukaryota; Metazoa; Chordata; Aves; Phaethontiformes; Phaethontidae
Gene: RPS5
Product: ribosomal protein S5
Exons: 5
Coding region: 1-612 (203 amino acids)
Biological process (GO): translation; ribosomal small subunit assembly
Cellular component (GO): ribosome; cytosolic small ribosomal subunit
Molecular function (GO): mRNA binding; rRNA binding; structural constituent of ribosome
Source: RefSeq, a predicted model, not a curated record
AUGACCGACUGGGAGACGGCUCCUGCCGUCACCGAGACCCCCGACAUCAAACUCUUCGGCAAAUGGAGCACCGACGACGUGCAAAUCAACGACAUCUCUCUCCAGGAUUACAUCGCCGUGAAGGAAAAAUACGCCAAGUACCUGCCGCACAGCGCCGGGCGCUACGCGGCCAAGCGUUUUCGUAAAGCCCAGUGCCCCAUCGUCGAGCGUCUCACCAAUUCCAUGAUGAUGCACGGCCGCAACAAUGGCAAGAAGUUAAUGACCGUGCGCAUCGUUAAGCACGCCUUCGAGAUCAUCCAUCUGCUCACGGGGGAGAACCCUCUGCAAGUCCUGGUUAACGCCAUCAUUAACUCCGGACCCCGGGAGGACUCGACCCGUAUCGGUCGCGCCGGAACCGUCCGUAGACAGGCCGUGGACGUGUCUCCGCUGCGCCGCGUCAACCAGGCCAUUUGGCUGCUGUGCACCGGAGCCCGUGAAGCCGCUUUCCGGAACAUCAAAACCAUCGCUGAGUGCUUGGCCGACGAACUCAUCAAUGCCGCCAAGGGCUCUUCCAACUCCUACGCCAUCAAGAAGAAGGACGAGCUGGAGCGUGUGGCCAAGUCCAACCGUUAA